AUGAAGGCCAUACAACCACACUUGUCCAGAUCUGCGAGAUCACUACGACUGUUGCGACCUCCAAAACCAUUCCGAAUCCCACCAUCAAAGGCUGCAUUCUCCAGUUCUGCACCUUUGUCGAGAACAGUAACAGGUUUCAUACAGAGGGACGGGAAUCCAGCAGACAUGGCGCCAAAAGGCCAAAAGUUCGACUUGAAGACGCCCAAGGGCACGAAGGAUUGGCAGGGACCGGAUAUGGUGAUUCGAGACAAGAUCUUCUCUACCAUCACAGAGGUCUUCAAGCGUCACGGCGCAAUUACAAUUGAUACCCCAGUGUUUGAGCUGAAAGACAUCUUGUCUGGGAAGUACGGCGAGGACAGCAAACUCAUAUACGACCUAGCAGACCAAGGAGGUGAGAUCUGCUCCCUGCGCUAUGAUCUCACAGUUCCAUUUGCAAGAUGGCUUGCCAUGAACAGAGAUAUUCAACAAAUCAAGAGAUACCACAUUGCAAAGGUGUACCGACGAGAUCAACCGGCAAUGACGAAGGGGCGCAUGAGAGAGUUCUAUCAGUGCGACAUUGAUAUUGCUGGAGUGUACGAUCCUAUGUUGCCAGAUGCAGAGGUUAUACGAAUCACUACGGAGGUCUUCGCAGGUCUGGGCUGGCAAGGGGAAUAUACAAUUAAGCUGAACCACAGGAAAGUAUUGGAUGGAAUCUUCGAGAUUUGUGGGGUACCGGCAGAUAAGAUACGCACGAUUUCUUCUGCAGUCGACAAAUUGGACAAGUUACCAUGGGCUGAAGUACGCAAGGAAAUGACGGAGGAGAAAGGGUUGGCAGCAGAGGUUGCAGACCAAAUCGGCGAAUACGUGGUAUUGAAAGGCCAAAAAGACCUGCUCGGCAAACUACAAGCAGACGAAAAACUAAUGGCCAAUGCGUCUAUGAAAGCAGGUCUUGCGGAGAUGGAGCUACUUUUCACAUACUUGGAAGCUUUCAAUGCUUUAGAAAAUGUCUCGUUCGACUUGAGCUUAGCACGUGGCCUCGACUACUACACUGGCCUCAUCUACGAAGUCGUUACUGAAGGCUCUGCCCCUCUUGCAAGCGUGUCUGUGGCUACUGCGGCACCGCCAAAGCCUUCAAAGAAACCAUCCAAGGCGGGCGCGGACUUUGACGAAGAUCGCUCUUCAGAUCCAAGUGUUGGAGUUGGCAGCGUUGCAGCUGGUGGUCGUUAUGACAACUUGGUGGGGAUGUUUUCUGGCAAGAACCAAAUCCCUUGUGUUGGUAUCUCUUUUGGUGUUGAUAGGAUUUUCUCCAUCACCAAGGCCAGGAUGGCCAAGGAGAACGCCGAACAAGUGCGGAGUAACGAAACCGAUGUAUUUGUUAUGGCGUUUGGUGGGAAGGGUUUUACCGGUUUAGUGAAAGAGAGACUUUCAAUCUGCUCGAAGCUAUGGGAGGCAGGGAUCAAGGCCGAGUUCCUUUACAAAGUUAAGCCAAAAUUACCAAAUCAGUUCAAUGCUGCCGAAAAGAAUGGCUGCCCAUUAUGCGUUGUCAUUGGCGAGGAAGAAAUGGCUGCCGGUAAGGUCAAGAUCAAGGAGAUGGGUCUUCGAGACGGCCACCCCGAAAAGGAGGGCGUACUCGUCAAUUUGGAUGACUUGGUUGCGGAGGUACGGCAACGAAUCAAGCGAAAGUCGACUCUUGAUCAACUGGCACAGGAGGCAUCAGGCUUGAAGGUUGUGGGUGGUAUUCAUGGCGAGUCCACCAAAGAAAUCAAAGAGGGCACCGCAGAAACAGAGAAACCUGCCGAGGAAUCCGCUCAAUCAGUAGAGGUUAUAGAAGCUGUACCUGCUUCAUGA
Molecule: messenger RNA, 1827 nt
Organism: Lachnellula hyalina
Lineage: Eukaryota; Fungi; Ascomycota; Leotiomycetes; Helotiales; Lachnaceae
Product: Histidine--tRNA ligase, mitochondrial
Exons: 3
Coding region: 1-1827 (608 amino acids)
Biological process (GO): histidyl-tRNA aminoacylation; mitochondrial translation
Cellular component (GO): mitochondrion
Molecular function (GO): ATP binding; histidine-tRNA ligase activity
Source: RefSeq, a predicted model, not a curated record